AUGCCUCGUGGUCAUAAGAGUAAGCGCCAUUCUCGGGGGAAACACCGCCAAAACAGAGCUGAGAACCAAGGUGAUAUAAGUGCUCAGGCCCCUUCAGGAGAGGAAGGAGAUGCUUUCUCUUUCUCUUCCAUUUUUGGGGAUGGUCCCUCAACCUCCACUGUUGCUGGCAUUCUCCAGGCCACCACCAGUGCCGAUGCAGGUGCUUCAGGUGAAGGACCUGCUGUAAAAGCCAGAGGCCAGGUUCAGAAAAGUAAAAAAGCCUCCCAGGCCUCAGCCUCCACUGAGAGCUCUGGCCCAGAUCUUCUAACCCGGAAGGCAAAUCUCUUAGUUCAUUACAUGCUGUGUCAACAUAAAAAGAAGGAGCCCAUUAAAAAGGGAGACAUGAUGAAGAUCAUCCACAAGUGGUUCAGGAAGGACUUCACUGAGAUUCUCGGGAGAGCCUCUGAGCGCAUGGAUCGGUUCUUCGGCCUGGAAUUGAAAGAAGUCAAGCCCAACGGUAACUACUACACUCUUGUCGACAGUGAAGAUGCGAGUCGGAGCAGGGGCUUCAGAUUUCCCACCAAAGGGAUUCUGAUGCCUGUCCUGGGUUUUAUCUUGCUGAAUGACAACUGUGCCUCUGAGGAAGAGAUCUGGGAAUUCCUGAAUAUGAUGAGUGUCUACGAUGGAAAGACUCACUUCAUUUUUGGGGAGCCCAGGAAGCUUCUCACCCAAGAUUUAGUGCGAGAAAAAUACCUGGUGUACCAGCUGGUGCCCGACACUGAUCCUCCACGCUAUGAGUUCCUGUGGGGUCCACGAGCCCAUGCUGAGACCAGCAAGAAGAAAAUCCUCGAGUUUUUCUCCCUGCUCAAUAAUAAUAUCCGCACUACCUUGGCAUCUCAUUUUGAAAGGGCUUGGAAAGAAGAAGAAGAGAGAGUCCAAGCCAGAGCCCAAGCUGAAUCCAGGGCUGCCACUCCUCCCGAGGCCAGUGGAAGCCCCGGGGCCACAUCCGGCCACUAA
Pipistrellus nathusii (Nathusius's pipistrelle) is the source of this 996-nucleotide messenger RNA. The record is from the annotation of a GenBank genome assembly. NCBI's taxonomy places the organism in Eukaryota, Metazoa, Chordata, Mammalia, Chiroptera, Vespertilionidae.